ACGCCCGACCAGCUAGAAAUAGCUGAUAACAACCAUGUGAACGAAAGCAUUCGUAUGGCCGUAAACAGAAACGAACAGGGAUGCCUGCCUGAGUCAGAGCCAACCCAGGAUGACGUAAGUGCCCGUGGCCGCAGCGCGACAGGCGGCCUGACUUAUGUUUUUUACCGGACACAGCCUCUAGAAGCCACCACCGUGGUACGGUCGUCCUGUCGGGAUUUCAGGAGGCCGCGAGAUAGAAGAUCAGAGAUUGCAGGGACCAG
Molecule: messenger RNA, 260 nt
Organism: Pelobates cultripes (western spadefoot toad)
Lineage: Eukaryota; Metazoa; Chordata; Amphibia; Anura; Pelobatidae
Source: the annotation of a GenBank genome assembly